This is a messenger RNA of Salvelinus namaycush (lake trout), 2651 nucleotides long. RefSeq names its product tetraspanin-33-like. The record is from RefSeq and is a predicted model, not a curated record. The transcript has 8 exons. NCBI's taxonomy places the organism in Eukaryota, Metazoa, Chordata, Actinopteri, Salmoniformes, Salmonidae. Bases 294 to 1142 code for a protein of 282 amino acids. Gene Ontology annotation, cellular component: membrane.
UCUUUACAAACCCAAGAUUGCGCUGCGGCUGUAGGCUUUUGCUCGUGUCUCUGUUGUGUAUGUAGCCUAUUUUCUCUAGACUUGUCUGAAUAAGGAAAUGUAAUAGGAAUCCAGCACCACCGAGUGUGAGAAGUGACUCGCCCUACAACUUAGGCUACUGUACUUUACUCCGUAAAUUAAAAGUAGCUAUAAACGCACGUAUAAAUGCGUUGAUAUACCUGGACUAUUGCGGAAAGACCAAGGAAGGUGAUAGCCUACAUUUACGCACGGAUUGGGAAUUCUGAUUUUUAACCAUGGGGAAAAGAGCCGCGCUGGCGACUUACGAUAAAGAGUUCAGCUUUGUCAGCCCAGUUGUCAAAUAUCUACUUUUCCUUUUUAACUUAAUAUUUUGGAUGAUCUCAUUGGUGUUGAUGUCUAUUGGCAUUUACGCGAGGAUGAUGAAACAUGCCGAGGCAGCCAUGGCCUGUCUAGCGGUGGACCCUGCCAUCCUGCUGCUGAUCGUGGGGGUGCUCAUGUUCUUCAUCACCUUCUGUGGCUGUGUGGGCUCCCUCAGAGAGAACAUCUGCCUCCUACAGACAUUCUGCAUCUUCCUGACUAUCAUCUUUCUGCUGCAGCUAGCUGCAGGUGUCCUGGGCUUCGUCUUCUCAGAUAAGGCACGGAAUAAAGUGAGUGAGAUUAUCAACAAUGCCAUCGUUCAUUAUAGGGAUGACAUUGACCUACAGAACCUCAUCGAUUUUGGUCAGAAAGAGUUCAGCUGUUGUGGAGGUGUCACCUACACCGACUGGUCUCAGAACAUGUACUUCAACUGCACCACAGACAACCGCAGCCGAGAGCGCUGCUCUGUUCCCUUCUCCUGCUGCCUGCUGUCUAAAGAUGAGGCGGUCAUUAACACAAUGUGUGGUCGGGGGAUGCAGGAGCUGCCAUUCCUGCAGGCUGGUGCCUUCAUCCACACCAAUGGCUGCAUCGACAAGCUGGUCAACUGGAUCCACAGCAACUUGUUCAUGCUAGGGGGCAUCGCCCUGGGUCUGGCUAUCCCACAGCUGGUGGGGAUCCUCUUGUCUCAGAUUCUGAUCAACCAGAUAAAGGACCAGAUUGAGCUUCAGAACUACAACCUGCAGCACCGUACAGACCCUUGGCAGUAACCUGGUCAUGAUUAGGUCCUACCCGAUCAAACUGGACCAGGACUAGAUCAUCAACCUCAGGGUCACCCAGGGGGUGUGGGAGUCUGGAAUUCUACCCCCUUCUGCUGGAUGGGGCUCAAGCUUUCAUGUAGAUGUUGUUCAUUUUCAAGGCUGCUUGAUCAUUUCAAUGGUGCAAGGACUGGCUUUGAGGCCAAAGAUUCUGGUUGGAUGAUCCACCAUUUGACAAGAGUCGAGACGUCGAAGUGGUCUGCUCUCUUUCUGCGUUCUUGAUUCUUAUGCAUGUCUAUUUUUGUUCAGUAUAUAUUCUAACCAACUGAGCUACCAGAACCAAUGGUUUAUUUCCUGAAUGGGUUGAUGUAGCUGAGGAACAAGACCCAUGUGAAAUGGCUGAGAAACCAAGAUUCCGAAAAAGUCCAGAUGCCUGGACAGUGUGUCAAUGUCUGCUUGUUUCGUUUUAGCUCACCCAGUAUCCCGGAUGGUUAGCGUUUUCACUUUAUGACCAAUGGAAUGGUCAAUGUUGAAACUCUGCCCACCCUGUGCCCCAGGGGAGCUAAAAGGAAUGCAUCUAAUCAGGAAGUACUCCAGCCAGACAGCCAAUGGAGAACUCCUCCAUUCACACCUAUUCGUCAUUUGACUCAUCUCAAAUAUGGCACGAUCUGUAAUUUAUUGAAAAGGGAAAAAACCCAGCAACCGGAGUACAAACACUGCUGAAAUAAUGUAGACUCUGUCCAGUUACUUUUUUGUCAAUGCGGUUUACGACAUUGAUCUGUUAUUUAUAUCCAUCCAGUUAUCCCCUAAUACUCUCAUAGGGUUGAGAACAAGACAAUUCUGUCGGCACUUCUCAAAUAUGGAAGAGCAAACCCAAGUAAUGUAAUAAAGCUCAUUAGCUAAUGGUGUUUAUGUUAAAUCUCCCAAAUGUAGUUUGCCAUGCAUGCUAUAACAAGUUUUAGAAACUGGGUAUUUUGAUCGCUGAUUGGCUGAGAGCUGUGGUAUAUCAGACCAUAAACCACGUGUAUGACAAAGCCUUUCUUUUUACUGUGCCAAUUAUGUUGGUAACCAGUUUGUAAUAGCAAUAAGGUACCUCGGGGGAUUGUGGUAUAUGGCCAAUAUACCACGGCUAAGGGCUGUACCUAGGCACUCAGCGUUGCGUCUUGCAUAAGAACAGCCCUUAGCCGUGGUAUAUUGGCGAUAUACCACACCCCCUCGAGCAUUAUUGCUUAAAUAAAUCAUUGCACCUACAGCCUUUACAGUAAAGUGUUACCCAAUUUAUUUCUACACAUUUUAAGGGAUAUUCCAAUUUAGUUUUACAUCAAAUCCAUUCACACAGAGUAAAUUGUUGUCCCCCCCUUUGCCUCCAGAACAGCCUGAAUUCUUCAGGGCAUGGAUUCUACAAGAUGUGGCGUUCAAACGUUGCUCUAUUGGUAUCAAGGGACUUAACGUUUGACAGGAAAACAUUCCCCACACCAUUACACCACCGCCACCAGCAUGUAUCGUUGACACUAGGCAGGA